This is a messenger RNA of Pangasianodon hypophthalmus (striped catfish), 3970 nucleotides long. It is a transcript of the gene abi2a, whose product is annotated as abl-interactor 2a. Gene Ontology annotation, molecular function: SH3 domain binding. Gene Ontology annotation, cellular component: lamellipodium. NCBI's taxonomy places the organism in Eukaryota, Metazoa, Chordata, Actinopteri, Siluriformes, Pangasiidae. The transcript has 11 exons. The record is from RefSeq and is a predicted model, not a curated record. Bases 47 to 1738 code for a protein of 563 amino acids.
AAAAAAAAAAACCCUAGCAGUAAAAAAAAAAAAAAAGAUGUAAAAGAUGGCGGAGCUACAGAUGCUCCUGGAGGAAGAAAUUCCAGCCGGACGGAGAGCUUUGCUGGACAGUUUCACCAACCUCGAAAGAGUCGCCGAAUACUGCGAAAGUAAUUACGUUCAGUCUCCAGAUAAGCACAGAGCACUGGAAGAAACAAAAAACUACACGACUCAGUCUCUGGCCAGUGUCGCCUACCUGAUCAACACACUCGCUAAUAAUGUGCUGCAGAUGCUGGAUAUCCAGGCGUCACAGCUACGCCGCAUGGAGUCCUCCAUCAACCACAUCUCACAGACAGUGGAUAUACACAAGGAGAAGGUAGCAAGAAGGGAGAUUGGCAUCCUGACAACCAAUAAAAACACCUCCCGCACCCACAAAAUUAUUGCUCCAGCCAAUCCUGAGCGGCCGGUGCGUUACAUACGGAAGCCUAUCGACUACAAUGUGCUGGAUGAUAUUGGCCAUGGAGUAAAGGUUGGAAAUCAGAGCAUGAAGAUUGGGGGUCUUCCUCGUACAACCCCUCCGACACAAAAACCUCCGAGCCCUCCAAUGCCUGGAAAGGGAACUAUAGGGAGACACUCCCCCUAUAGGACCCUGGAACCAGUGCGUCCUCCUGUGGUUCCUAAUGACUACGUCCCCAGCCCGACGCGCAACAUGGCACCUGGGCAGCAACAGAGUCCUGUGCGCACUGCGUCACUGAACCAGAGGAACCGCACAUAUAGUGGGAGCAGUGGAGGAAGCCAUCCCAGCAGUCGCAGCAGCAGUCGAGAAAAUAGUGGGAGUGGCAGUGUGGGAGUGCCGAUUGCUGUGCCCACUCCCUCUCCCCCUAAUGCAUUUCCAGCUGGUGCCACCAGCUGUUCUUCUACUUCACUUAACUCCACCCAGCCUUCUGCCGCCUGCUCUAAGUCUGCCCCCACCCAGUCCUUAACCAGCCUCAGUGCUCCUGCUGAGCUUUCCCCCAUGUUUCCCCCUGCCGCUGAGGCUAUAGCUGAACCGCCUUCUUCUUCUCAACCCUUUACUCCUGCUGCAGCUUCUGCCACCUCCUCUGCCUCCUCCUCUGCCUCUUCCUCAUCUUCCUCCUCUUCCUCCACUACCCCUGCACCAGGCUCUGCCCCUCAGUUCUACAGUAUGAACAGGCCUGUACCUAGACAGAUCACACCCCCUGUUGGUGGCUCUCUGCCUUACCGCCGCCCGCCUUCUGUCAGCAGCCAGUCCGCUAUGCCUGCCAGCCAGCAGAACGGAGGACCAUAUUACAACCAGGGCCAAGCCUCAGUGGCGCCCCCUCCCCCGUCCAUCCUGCAGAUUACUCCUCAGCUCCCUCUCACGGGCUUCGUGGCUCGAGUUCAGGAGACCAUUUCAGAUGCUCCUCCUCCACCUCCUCCUACGGAGGAGAGUAUGUUUCAAGAAGUGCAGCCUCCUCCUCCACCUCUGGAGGAUUAUGAAGAAGAGGAGUCCUCGGUGGUGGAGUACAGUGACCCAUACGCUGAGGAAGACCCGCCUUGGGCUCCCUGUGCUUACUUAGAGAAAGUGGUGGCAAUCUACGACUACGCACAAGACAAAGAAGACGAACUGUCAUUCCAGGAAGGGGCAAUCAUCUACGUUAUCAAGAAGAAUGAUGAUGGUUGGUAUGAAGGUGUCAUGAAUGGCACUACUGGACUCUUCCCUGGUAACUACGUGGAGUCCAUCAUGCACUACACAGAGUGAAGCUUGAACCAGUGCGGUCAGCACUAAAGCUAACACACAUGGGUCUUCACACAGACAGCUGUUACAGCAGAUGGGUUACAUCAAAUGUUCAGGCAGGAGUGAGAAGAGCAAACUUCAAUGGUCGAGAAAUUAAAAUGAACCGUGUUGGCUUUCCACCACAGACCGAGGGGAAGAAAUGCAAUAUUAGAGUAUAAUAAAAUGUACUAACAAGAAAAUCCUGUUACUCUUAUGUUUGGUGAAGGAUUUGGAGCACAACCACUAUUUUUUGUGUUUGACUAAGAAGAAAAGUUAUGAAGUAGUUUUGCGAUUGAAGAUAAGAUUCAUAUUCUGAAGAUGGCAGUGGCUUAAAAAAAGUGAAUAUCCCUCUCUAUUUUUACAUUACUUGUAUAAUUUCAUUCUCAACAGAUGUCCUGGAAGUGUUACAAAGACCACAGGUUUACAUAAGUUUUAUGGAAAGCAGUUGAAAAAGGGAAAACACUACAUCCAUAUUCUGCAGUAGAGCAGUUGGAAAAUGUUCAGCAGAAUGUUAUAGCAUAAUCAGUGCAAAGGAAAGACAGGAGAUAUCUAGUUCAUGCAUAUGGAAAUUGCUUGAAACAUGUGUAUUAAUGGAUUUAAUCCUUAGGCAGGAACUAGUUAUCUAACCUCAUAUGUUGUUUAACUCCCUGAGCUGCCAUUUGAAGUAACUAGAUUUUAGGUAAUAUUCCAACCCAGGAUACAGAGGACUGUAACUUUCAUAGUUUCACUUUGAACAGCAUUUUAAGUGAAAUGAAAAUUAUGGUUAAAAUUCUUGUCAUAACAAUUAGUUCUAGGUAAAAGCAAAGGAGAAAUGAUGGGAACAAACAAUCCUAAUUUGCAGAGAGGGGCAGUUCCUUUGAGGAGAGUGAAACUGUUAAACAACUAGAGCCCUCCAGUGUUUUUUUUUUUUUUUUUUUUCCCCUCCCCCUGAACAGUGUUACAUUAGGCAGAUUACAGUCGCACAUCUCAGCAGCAAAAUACACCAUGGUAAGAAUUUGGAAACCCCCAAAGCAUGCAGUAUGUUAGAGUGCAUCCCAUAUUUUUUUCCCUUUUUUUUCCUUUUUUUUUUUUUAAAAUCGUGUAUAUGUAUUAUGUAGUGACGCUAACAAUCUAGCCAAGUUGAGUUUUGAUAUGAUGUGUAGUGCUACAUACAUUGCAUGCUCAAUAAAACAGAUCAUAUUUUUUAAUUUAACAUUCUUUUUCUUAUUUUUUUUUUUACCUUUCCAUUUAAUUAUAUAGUUAAUUUCUCAGCAAUAGUUUAUGCUCUUGCUAAGAAUUUCCACAGUGUGAAUUUGCAGUCGGGUGCCAAUGAAGUGUGUUUAAAUAUAUUUUUGUGCCAUAUUGUAAGGUUGAAAUGCUUAUAUAAUGCCUGACAAUUCUGCUCACCAUUACUUCAUCCUCUGUACUCCAUUAACUUUCUAAAAAGAUUUAGCUGAUGUUCAGCUCUGGAUUACAGCAGGGAUGAGUAAUGUUCUCCACACCUUGAAGUUCAGAUAGGAAAGGGCACAGUAAGCGCAAGGUUGAGGAGCAAUAAAAAUGGCAGCACAGUUAUAUUCCUUAUAAGGACUUGCAAUAAUACCUGGUGAAAUGAUGUGUUUAAAGAUGUUAAUUUUGUAUUUGCUCAGUAUUGAAAGCACACAGUUUUGCAGAUGGGAUGAAAACUGCUUUGUUUAUGCAGGCAGGCAUAUUUAUAUUCGAGAUGGGACCGUUACUGUCUUAAAACUGAACACAACAGAUAAACGUAAACCAAGAAUGAGUUUAGUUUUGCAGUUUCUAGAGAUUUUCAGAAAUUAUACAGUUGUGCAUCAACUACAGCUAUAUAAAUAACAAUAUAUAUUUCUAUUUCCAUGUGUGUGAGUGCAACUGUGCCGGUGCAACUGUGUUAGUGUGCUGCAGUUUUCCUUUACAAUGUGCUUAUAAAGUGAAUUAAUUUGGUAUUUGCAUGCUGCUGUUCUGUGCAUUUGUUCACAUGUAUGAGUAAUCGUGCUGUUUUAGGACCUUUGCUACUCUUACUUGGGCAGCAGUGUAUUUGCUCUGAAGCUAAAACACUAACACGCAAGUGUGAUAAAUGUCACAAACAGCACUUAAAAACAAGCUUGUAAACUGGGACCACUUAACAUUAUAGCUAACUAGUAGAAGGCAUCAUCCAGACCAAAAAGGACACAAGAACAAAUGCAGAUGAAUAAACUGUAUGAUAAUAAAACCAUUGGAUCUGAU